This is a messenger RNA of Mercurialis annua (annual mercury), 1421 nucleotides long. RefSeq names its product DNA repair protein RAD51 homolog. The transcript is spliced from 9 exons. Gene Ontology annotation, molecular function: single-stranded DNA binding; ATP hydrolysis activity; DNA strand exchange activity. Gene Ontology annotation, cellular component: condensed nuclear chromosome. Lineage: Eukaryota; Viridiplantae; Streptophyta; Magnoliopsida; Malpighiales; Euphorbiaceae. Gene Ontology annotation, biological process: double-strand break repair via homologous recombination; mitotic recombination-dependent replication fork processing; chromosome organization involved in meiotic cell cycle. The coding region runs from base 194 to 1216 and encodes 340 amino acids. The record is from RefSeq and is a predicted model, not a curated record.
UCAUUUGCCAUGACUCUAAUUGGCGCCUUCUAUUUUCUUUUAAAACAUCACCAUUUCCCUCUCCGCUUCCGCUCUCAUUCUUCAAUCACUCGCAACUCACAAACCCUUCACCAACUGCCUUCAUUUUUCCGUCUCCUUACUUCUGAAACAUCAUCCAAUUUUGGAAACUGUAUCAGCAAAAACCGUUAAAAACAUGGCUCAGCAACAGCAGCAAAAACAACAACAGCAACCUGAUGAACCUGAUGAAAUGCCACAUGGCCCUUUCCCUGUUGAACAGCUACAGGAGUCUGGAAUUGCUGCCCUUGACGUAAAGAAGCUUAAAGAUGCUGGUCUUUGUACAGUCGAGGCUGUCGCCUACUCUCCCCGAAAAGAGCUUCUUCAAAUUAAAGGAAUUAGUGAAGCUAAAGUUGAUAAAAUCAUUGAAGCAGCUUCUAAAUUGGUGCCUCUGGGUUUUACUAGUGCUAGCCAACUCCACGCCCAGAGGUUAGAGAUAAUUCAGAUAACUUCCGGAUCAAGAGAACUUGACAAAGUAUUGGAAGGAGGAAUUGAGACGGGAUCCAUUACUGAGAUCUAUGGUGAGUUUCGUUCCGGCAAGACUCAGCUGUGCCAUACACUAUGUGUCACUUGCCAACUUCCAUUAGAUCAAGGGGGCGGGGAGGGAAAAGCAAUGUACAUUGAUGCUGAGGGCACAUUUCGGCCACAAAGACUCUUACAAAUAGCAGACAGGUUUGGGCUGAAUGGUCCUGAUGUUUUGGAGAAUGUGGCUUAUGCUCGUGCAUAUAAUACUGAUCAUCAAUCUAGGCUUUUGCUUGAAGCAGCUUCUAUGAUGGUAGAAACAAGGUUUGCUCUUAUGAUAGUAGAUAGUGCUACUGCUCUAUACAGAACAGAUUUUUCGGGAAGGGGAGAACUGUCUGCUCGACAAAUGCAUCUUGCCAAGUUUCUCAGGAGUCUUCAGAAGUUAGCAGAUGAGUUUGGAGUGGCUGUUGUCAUUACGAAUCAAGUAGUUGCACAAGUAGAUGGAUCAGCUCUUUUCGCUGGACCUCAAAUCAAGCCUAUUGGUGGCAAUAUAAUGGCUCAUGCUUCCACAACAAGGCUUUCUUUAAGGAAGGGCAGAGCAGAGGAGCGCAUUUGCAAAGUAAUAAGUUCUCCAUGUUUACCCGAAGCCGAAGCACGGUUUCAGAUAUCAGCUGAAGGUGUAACUGAUGUUAAGGACUAAUGCAAAUUUGCUGAAUACUCUUUGUGAAUGCAUCAGCAGGCAGCUUGUAAUUUUUCAAUUGUAUAUUUUCAUUUUAUAUGCAAUCUGUAUUUCUAUUUUGUCAAAUUGUAUUUCUUUGUAAUGAAUCAUAUCUUGUGAUUCUUGAUGAUGUAAAAGAGAAUGCAAAGUUACUUGUUGGUUAUAUUUUAGACUAAAGUUUUUUUUU